AUGCCCACGCGGAGAGCGGUAAAGUCCGCUGUAAAGUUCGCUGUAAAGUCCGUUGUAAAGGCCGCCCCUCGACCGCGGCAGAUCAAUGCUGUGGUGGUAUCAAGUGGCCUCAUGGCAAAAACAGUAAAAAAAUAUAGCGGAACCUCGCACGUCCUCGUCCACGACCCCAACUCCUCUCUAAACACCGGCGAUGUAAUCUCCAUAUCACCUGGCUGGAGAACCUCCAAAAGUAUUCACCACGUUGUAUCCUCUAUCAUUGCCCCCUUCGGCACUCCCAUCUCCGAGCGUCCGCCGAUUCCAACCGCAGAAGAACGAAUAGCCGAACGAGAACGCAGAUUAAUGGCGAAGCAUAUUAGAAAGGGGAGCUGGCGUCGUUGGGGGUUUGAGCAGGAUCCGAGGGGCAUUGAGGGCGGCGAGUGGUUUGUAGAGGGGUUUGGAAAGGAGGAGGAGGCUAAGGCGGGCGAAAGUGUGGUGGAGAAGUAA
Messenger RNA from Sclerotinia borealis F-4128, 483 nucleotides. NCBI's taxonomy places the organism in Eukaryota, Fungi, Ascomycota, Leotiomycetes, Helotiales, Sclerotiniaceae. The record is from the annotation of a GenBank genome assembly.